Synchiropus splendidus (mandarinfish) is the source of this 1767-nucleotide messenger RNA. It is a transcript of the gene rhov, whose product is annotated as ras homolog family member V. Gene Ontology annotation, molecular function: GTPase activity; GTP binding. Lineage: Eukaryota; Metazoa; Chordata; Actinopteri; Syngnathiformes; Callionymidae. Gene Ontology annotation, biological process: small GTPase-mediated signal transduction. The record is from RefSeq and is a predicted model, not a curated record. The transcript is spliced from 3 exons. The coding region runs from base 96 to 806 and encodes 236 amino acids.
UCAUCAGUUGAGCGACAGGACGGAGAUCUCGAUGGUCGUCUUCUCUGAUCCAGCACUGACAGCGGAGGGUUCAGACGAUUCAUGAGCGGCCCGACAUGCCUCCUCACAUGGAAUACUUCUCCCACGAGUCCCGCGUCCCAUCCGCCUACGGACUGACCCGGGACGAGGAGCUUGAGCCCGGGGUCAUCAGCUGCAUGCUGGUCGGGGACGGAGCCGUCGGGAAGACGAGUAUGAUCGUGAGCUACACCUCCAAUGGAUACCCGGCCGAGUACCAGCAGACCGGUUUCGACGUCUUUUCCGGUCAGGUCCAGGUUGAGGGGACACCAGUCAAAGUUCAGCUUCUGGACACAGCUGGUCAGGAAGAGUUUGAUGAGUUCCGCUCCCUGUCUUACUCCCACAUGGACGUCUUCCUCCUCUGCUUCAGCAUGGUCAACCCCGACUCCUUCCACAACAUCACCAAGAAGUGGGUCCCUGAGAUCCGAGCACACAACCCGAACGCUCCAAUAAUUCUGGUGGGGACGCAGUCAGACCUCUUACUGGACGUCAACGUCCUCAUCAACCUCGACCGCUCCAACGUCAAGCCGGUGCUGAGCUCUCGAGCGCAGAGCAUGGCGGAGAAGAUCCGCGCGACAGACUACAUCGAGUGUUCGUCCCUCACCCAGAAGAACUUGAAGGAGGCGUUUGACGCCGCCAUUUUUGCAGCCAUAAAGAGCAAAGAACGCAAGUGCAAGAAGAGGAGGUCGUCGGACAGGCUGACCAAAGCUUUUUCAAGGAGCAGCUGGAAGAAGUUUUUCUGCUUUGUCUGAGCUCAGACGGUCAACCCUGUGGGUUGUGGACAAACUUUAAUUUAUUUCCAUGUCUACACUUCAUCUCACAUCUCCCACCUGAGGUCAAAUGGCAGUGUGGCCUCCUCUCCUUCAAUGAAAAACAAGGAGGCACUUUAAGCUAAUGUCUUAUGAUGCAUUCGGAGGACCCAUCAGGUUCAGUUGCUGAGCAGAUUCCAUGUAAAUGAUAUGAAUUUGCAUGCUUCUGUCUGCAGCAAAUCCUUUUACAAGGGAGCAACAGGGAGAGCAAACAGGCGUUAGCUGCUUCUCCUUUCAGUUCUCAGCUUCACACGUUUAUUUAUACUCAUCAGGUGCAAGUUCAGGUUUCAGAAGUGGGGGUCACCUUCUCCCUGGAGUUUCAAAACCUCUCCGCUCUUGCUUUCAAUGCAACAUCUCAGUGACAUGUUGAGCGCUCCAUGGAUGCAGGAGUGAUUCAUCAGCACCAUGUUUCCUGCCUGAGAACGAAUGUGUUUGUGGAGGAACUUGUUUAUUAAUCCUCUUGUUUGAGGUGGGAGGUCAUCGGAGAGCAGCAGCCUUUAGCCUUUAACUCAUUGUUUUCAGUGGCUCAUCAAUCUGCCUCUGUGAAAUCAGCACUGCAGGAGUCUGGACUUCCACCAGCCGACUCUCCUCUCCCUUUGUUUCUAUGCUCCAAUACACUCCCACCGACUGCCACCUCUGUAUGAAUGCCAAAAUCACACUUAAAGUAAAGUGUGUUGACACUAAUGCCUUGUGUUACACGUAUGAAUCUGGUCUGAUCUGACCCCAGAUGAACUCUACUUCUUGUGGAAGUUUGUAAUAUUUUCUACUCUGUUUGCUACAAACAGUUUUUUGGAAUAUGGAUUUUAGAUGGAGCUCCACUGAUGUCGUCACUUACCUGAUACUGCAAAUCUUCACUAACCUAUGUGUCUUAUUUACAUGUUGGAGUGAUGCGACGCAAAUAAAU